This is a messenger RNA of Suricata suricatta (meerkat), 1368 nucleotides long. RefSeq names its product melanoma-associated antigen B10-like. The coding region runs from base 1 to 1047 and encodes 348 amino acids. The transcript has a single exon. NCBI's taxonomy places the organism in Eukaryota, Metazoa, Chordata, Mammalia, Carnivora, Herpestidae. Gene Ontology annotation, biological process: negative regulation of transcription by RNA polymerase II. The record is from RefSeq and is a predicted model, not a curated record. Gene Ontology annotation, cellular component: nucleus.
AUGCCUCGGGGCCAUAAGAGUAAGCUUCGCGCCCGUGAAAAACGCCGCCAGGCUCGAGAAGGGCCAGAGCAUCUGGUGGCUGCUCAGGCCGCUGACCCAGAGGAAGAAAAAAAUCCCUCUUCCCCAUCUCCUCAUUUCGAAGAUGCUCCCCAGAGCUCCCCUGCCACGGGAACACCCAGGAAUCCUCAAGUUCCUGAGAGAGUCUGCUCCACCAGCACUACUGCUGCAGCUGCUUCAAACACAGCAGUUAAUGAAGGUGCCAACGAUCAAGAGGAGAAAAAGAGAAACGGCUCAAAGGCUGGGAAUACCACUGAGGAAUGGGACAAAGGCCCUAUACAUAAGAAAGUUACUAUAUUGGUAUACUACCUGCUGCACAAGUAUCAAAUGAAAGAGCCCAUUACUAAGACAGAUAUGUUGAGAAAUGUAAUCCAGUCUUAUAAGAAUCACUUCCAUGAGAUUCUAAGGAAAGCCUCUGAGCACUUGGAGCUGGUCUUUGGCCUUGACCUGAAGGAAGUGGAUCCCAACAGGAACACCUACGUCCUUGUCAACAAACUGCAACCAAGCUGGGAUGCAAGUGUGAAUGAUACUGGAGGUGUGCCCAAGACAGGCCUUUUGAUGAUUGUCCUGGGUGUGAUCUUCACAAAGGGCAACCGUGCCACCGAGGAGGAAGUCUGGCAAGUGCUGAAUAUGAUCGGGUUACAUGAUGGAGUGAAGAAUAUCUUCUGUGGCGAUCCCAAGAAGCUCAUCACCAAAGACUGGGUGAAUGAAAAGUACCUGGAGUACCGCCAGGUGCCCAACAGUGAUCCUCCGCGCUAUGAGUUCCUGUGGGGCCCCAGAGCCUACGCUGAGACCAGCAAGAUGAAAGUCCUGGAGCUUGUGGCCAAGAUCCAUAGUACCAUCCCCAGUGCCUUCCCAUACUGGUAUGAAGAGGCUUUGAAAGAUGAGGAAGAGCGAGCCAAAGCCAGAGUUCUAGCCAAGGCUGGUGCUGCUGCUGCGGCCAGUGCACGUGCCAGAGACAUGGCCAGCAGCUUUUCCUGCCCCAAGUGAAGGUUGAGGAAGGUUAUUAUAUGUUUUUGUUCCAUGCAGUAAUUUGGGUAUUUGUCUAAAUGUUGCUCUUUCAAACAGAAGGUUUAACUAGCUUCAGAAUAUGACUUUAUAAAUGAUAGAAGCCACUCAUUUACUAAUGUUGAUAAGUUUUAAGAGUGAGAGUUUUACAAUUUUAUAGAACAAAUUGGGAAAUUUUCCAUUUUAUUUAGUUAUUGGAACACAACAUCAUAGCAUUUCCAUGAAAGAACUCAGCAGUAAAAUGCUGGGAUCAAGAAAUAGAGAAGUAAAAGAUGAUGAAUCUUUUACAUUCUUUUAUCACUG